Molecule: messenger RNA, 405 nt
Organism: Anisakis simplex (herring worm)
Lineage: Eukaryota; Metazoa; Nematoda; Chromadorea; Rhabditida; Anisakidae
Source: the annotation of a GenBank genome assembly
AUGGUCUCGAACGACAAUGGUGAUGGCUCAGCACGGUCGGCGAUUGGUGCCAGUGUUUCACAACAUAUCAAAAGAUGUCUAAUUUGUUCACGGAUGGCUGCACCAAUGGCUUCAACAAUAUAUCAUCAAAAGAUUGUUAAUUUGAUCAUGGAUGGCUGCACCGGUGGCUUCAACAGUAUAUCAUCAAAAGAUUUAUGUAUUUGUUUCUGGUGGAUGGAUCGAAUGAUGAUGAGAAGGACGACUGGAGAAGGUGAACGUUGGAAUGGAAAGCAAAAGUUCACGAUUGAUGUAUUUGUUACUGGUGGAUGGAUCGAAUGGUGGUGGGAAGGACGACUGGAAAACGUGAACGUUUUGGUUGGAACGAUUAGAAUCGAAAGCAAAAGUUCACCACAUUGGUUUGAAUAG